CGGAAGAGAGCAUGGGUUCCUCGGGUUUGAUCGAGGCUUUCGAGCGCCGCUUCCUGGCGGCGCGGCCUCUGCCGUCCUUCCCGUGGCGGAGCCUUGAAGAGAAAUUAAAGAAUUCAUUGGAUUCUGAGCUGCUGCUGAAUAUUUUGCAAAAGACAGUCCUGCAUCCACUCUGUGUGAAACAUCCACCAUCAGUGAAAUACACUCAAUGCUUCCUCUCUGAGCUAAUUAAGAAGCACGAGGCUGCUCACACAGAGCCUUUGGAUGAGCUCUAUGAAGCAUUAGCUGAAAUUCUGUCUGCUGAGGAAUCCACCCAGGGCCACCGGAGUUAUUUGCUGCCCUCAGGAAAUUCAAUCUCACUCUGUGAAAGUACAGCAAUCAUUUCUCAGGGAACCACAGGCCUGGUCACAUGGGAUGCCGCUCUCUACCUCGCAGAAUGGGCCAUAGAAAACCCAGAAGCCUUCACUAAUAGAAGAGUCUUGGAACUUGGAAGUGGAGCUGGUUUUACAGGCCUGGCUAUUUGCAAGAUGUGCUCUCCCACAGCAUAUAUUUUCAGUGACUGUCACAGUCAGGUUCUUCAGCAACUCAAAGGAAAUAUCCUCCUAAAUGGCUUCUUACUAAACCCAGAUUCUACUGCACCCUUGCAACCUUCCAUUAGUACAUUGGUCUCACCAAAGCCCAUUGUGAUGGCUGUUCAGUUGGACUGGGAACAAGUUACUACCAAACAACUCUCUGUCUUCCAACCAGAUGUCAUCAUUGCAGCAGACGUGCUAUAUGAUCCAGAGAUCAUCCUCUCCCUCAUUGGAGUGCUGCAAAAGCUCUCUACUUGCCAGGCAGAUCAGAAGCCUCCAGAGAUAUACAUUGCCUUCACUGUAAGGAACCCAGACACUUACCAGAUGUUCAAAAUGGAGCUUAGUAAAGUUGGAAUUGGAUGGCAGAAGCUUCCUAGUCACAACCAGAAAAUGUUUCCAUAUGAAAAACAUUCAGAGAUGGUAAUUCUAAGAUUAUUGGUGUAGAUUGUGUAAAUAUUUCAAGACUACUAUAAAAAAUGAGAUGAUUAUUAGGAAACAAUUUAUGUUGCAGCUCCUGCAUAAAACUUGAAUUAUUGGAACAAUUAUUUCCUUAUAAAGAAAAAGGAAAUGUGACAUAUAGUUGUUGCUAUAUGAACAACUCCCUAUAAAUCACUAAAAAUGAGUGAAAAUACAAGUAUUUGACUUGUAAAGAUAAAAUUCAGAGUCCUUUUUCUUCCCAUGUUAACAUUAGCACACGUGAAUUAUUUCAACUUCCAAGAUUUUGACUUCUGAACUUCUUUCUCUACUGCAGCCUCCCCAUUUCAUUCUGAAUGUAAUUCCUGAUCCCUCGCUGGCUCUUCUUGCCACCCUCAGGCAUCUUUGGCAGUCAUUUUAAACUUGUUCUCACUAGUACUUAGCACCUUUUGGCCUUUCACUCUCCUCCAUUCACCACUGCCUAGCCUAGGUUAGUGUCAAUUAUCUGAGCUUCUGAGUUGUCAUGUGUUACAAGAGAAAAUCCUAACUUUCUGCUAAUGGGCUGUAUUUGUGUUUUCUGGCUUCUGCUGGGCCCUUGGUGUUUCCUGUGUUCGUUCUAUUCUGGACAUUUCAAACUUUUCUAAUGUCCUAAUCUCUUCUCUUAAUCUUCUGAUGGCAUUUCCUACUUUUCUAAUACAGUCAAGAUUACCUGAUGUGAACUAUCUCAGUGUCCUUCUUUUCCACCUGGAAGAAUUUCUGUAUUCCCAUUCUUUCUUCUCUGACUUCUCAAAGGAAGAAUUACAGGAUUUUAGAGUUGGAAGGGACCUUAAAGAUAAAGUCUAUUCUCUCAUUUAUUUUUAGAAAUCUUCCUCUUAAGUAUGAACAUUCCCCUCAGGUUCUCUCCUCAGCUUUUGCUUCUAUACUUGCACCAGCAUCACACACUCAACAUCUCCAGCUAACAGCUGCAUGGAGAAGAUGGCCAAGUCUAGCUCUCCAUGACCCCAAGUUUUCCAGAAUCAAACUUCCAACUACUUCUGGAAAGCACUUCAAGGAAACAAGUCUAAAACUGCCCAAAGGCAUCAAAGAAAUAAUAGCUAAUAAUAAGUAGCAUUUAUAUGCUGCUUUAAAAUUUGUAAGUCUUUCAUUUAGUAAAUUGUCUAAACUUCAUUACAACCCUGUGUGGUAGGUGAUAUUUUUAUCACUGUUUUUAUACAUAAGGAAACAGAGUUACAGAAAAAUUAAAUGACAACCAAAAGUCACUUAGGUAAGGAGUGUUUGAGGCAGAAUUUGAACUCAGGUCUUUGCGUCUCCAAGUCCAGCACUGUGCCACACCUAUAUUUAGCUACCAUAAAGAUUACAAAGCACUUUGUAAAUAUAUCAUUUGAUCCCCACAACAACCUUGGAAGAUAGGUGCUGUUAUUAUUCCUAUUUUACCAAUAAGGAAACUGAGAUGGUAGUUAAGUUCAGGGUAACAGCUAGUAAGUGUUUGAGGCUAGAUUUGAACUCAGGUCUUUAAUGACUUAAAGUAUAGCAUCAAGCUACAAAAAUAUUUAUGGGGACUUUUCUAUAUUAGCAAAAACCUAGAAAUUAAGGGGCUGCCCAUCUACUGGGGAACAGCUAAACAAAUUGUGAUAUAUAAAUGGAUUGGAAUGUUAUUGCACAGUUAAAGUAAUAAAAUUGACAUUUCAGAGAAAACUGGGAAAACCAGUAUCAACUUACUAUAGCUUAAAAUGAGCAAAACUAGGAAAUGUAUGAUAGUAUUAUAAAAACAACCUUGAAAGACUUGAGAAAUCCCAUCAAUUCAAUGACAAACUACAAUUCUAGAGGACAUAAUAUAAUGAAGCAUGCUACCUACCUCUAACAGGAUGAUGGACUAGAGAUACAGAAUAAGGCAGAAUUCUUUUGGACAUGGCCAAUCCAAAUUUGAUUUGCUGUGUAUUUUUGUUAAGAAGAUUUUUUUUUAUUGUUUUUGUUUGAGAGUAGGAGAAAGAUGAAAAGAGAAAAAUCCCUGCUUUCCCCAAAAACUUAUUCCUUUUCCUGUUUUUUUCCCCCUGUAUAUAAACAGUUUUACUAUCUUCUCUAGCUUAAACAAUCAGGUGUGGCUGAAAUAAUCCUCUCUCUUCCCAAAAUUUCAAUCCCCUCCUUACCUACAACUCUAGUUCAGGCCCUGUUGACCUCUCAUCCUGCUUUUUGUUGCUUUGCCUUUGGAAAGCUUCAAGUAUUAUAUGAAUGUAAGGUCAUUAUUUUUCAUAGCCUUGUUCAGAUAAUACUUCUUCCAUGAAGCUUUUCAUAAUCCUCUCUGAAUCUCAAGACAUUCUUUUCCCUCUCCUAUAUAUUUAAUCAUUGUGUAAUAUAUUAUACAUGUUUCUUCCCUCUGUAAAACUAUGUAUUACUUAAGGACAAGAAUGCAAUUUUUUUCAACUUUGUAUCUAUAGCACUUUAGCAUGUUGCCUUUUAUACAGCAAGUUUUAUUUAAAAGAUAAAUAAAUCUUUAGCCAAAGUACUCAAAUGUGAGUAAACAAAGGGAGCACAGUCCAUUCUCAGCUUUCAUCCCAGCGAAAUUGUUUUGAUUCCUUAAGAUUUUUUCUGAACUAGUUCACUUAGUUAUCAGGACUGUAAAAUUCUGAGAAGAACAUCUAUAAAAGAGAAAUAAAAGAUGAAGGUCCCACCACAUUGGGCUUAUUCAUUACCCUCUUCUCCCUCCUCUCAUCAGGAAGUGGGACCCUAGAAACCUAGUUUUCUUUUACCAUUCCCACCAAGGAUGCCAUUAGAAAAUGAGAGACAAGACAAGGAUGAGGAUAGAAUGCAAUGGAGCUCAAAAAUCUUAAGCCCAACAUCUAUCUCUACCUUUAGCUGGGCUACAAGGUCCUUAGAGUCCAUAAAGACCAUGGCAUUUUCUUCAUGUUUCACAAGUUCAUGUAAACUGCAAAAAAAAAAAAAAAAAAAAAAAAGGAUUGAAACCAUCCUUGGAGGAAGAAACAAAGAAUCAUUGCACCCUCCUCCUGUUAUAAUUUCCUACUUUUAAGUGCAAAGGGAAUAAGAAAAAAUGUUUUUAAUUUGUUCAUUGUAAUAUGCAUCCGAUAAAGGUUCUGAUAAAGGCCUCAUUUCUAAAAAUAUAUAAAGAACUGACUCAAAUUUAUAAGAAUUCAAGCUAUUCUCCAAUUGAUAUUUUCAGAUGGUAGUCAUAUGAAAAGGUGCUCCAAAUCACUAUUGAUCAGAAAAAUGCAAAUUAAGAAACUCUGAGAUACCACUACACAACCUGUCAAAUUGGCUAAGAUGACAGGAAAAGAUAAUGAUGAAUGUUGGAAGGGAUGAAGGAAAAGUGGGACACUGAUACAUUGCUGGUGGAACUGUGAAUGGAUCCAACCAUUCUGGGAAGCAGUUUGGUACUAUUCUCAAAAAGUGCAUACCCUUUGAUCAAGCAGUGUUUCUACUAGGCUUAUAUCCCAAAGAGGUCUUAAAGGAGGGAAAGGGACCCACAUGUGCAAAAAUGUUUGUGGCAGCCCUUUUUGUAGUGGUUGGAAACUGGAAACUGAGUGGAUACCCAUCAGUUGGAGAAUGGCAUAAAUUAUAGUAUAUGAAUGUUACGAAAUAUUACUGUUCUGUAAGAAACGACCAGCAGGAUAAUUUCAGAGAGGCCUGGAGAGACUUACAUGCACUGAUGCUAAGUGAAAUAAGCAGAAACAGGAGAUCAUUAUACAUGGCAACAAGAAGACUAUACAAUGAUCAAUUCUGAUAGACGUGGCUCUCUUCAACAAUGAGAUGAUUCAAACCAGUUCCACUAGAAUAUGAAGAGAGCCAUCUACACCCAGAGAGAGGAUUUUGGGACCUGAGUGUGGACCACAAUAUAGCAUUUUCACUUUUUCCGUUGUUGUUUGCUUGAAUUUUGUUGUCUUUCUCAGUUUUUUUUUUCUUGAUCUGAUUUUUUUUGUGCAGCAAGAUAAUUGUAUAACUGUAUACAUAUGUUGGAUUUAACAUAUAUUUCAACAUAUUUAACAUGUAUUGGACUACUUGCCAUCUAGGGGAGGGGAUGCAGGGAAAAUUUGCAACAGAAGGUUUUGCAAGUGUCAGUGUUGAAAAAUUACUUAUGUAUAUGUUUUGUAAAUAAAAAGCUUUAAUUUAAAAAAA
Messenger RNA from Antechinus flavipes (yellow-footed antechinus), 5111 nucleotides. It is a transcript of the gene EEF2KMT, whose product is annotated as eukaryotic elongation factor 2 lysine methyltransferase. The coding region runs from base 12 to 1013 and encodes 333 amino acids. NCBI's taxonomy places the organism in Eukaryota, Metazoa, Chordata, Mammalia, Dasyuromorphia, Dasyuridae. The transcript is spliced from 8 exons. The record is from RefSeq and is a predicted model, not a curated record.